UGCGAGAACUUGUCCAACUCCCCCUUCACCACCUUGCAUCUCAGUUCUUUUAUUAUUCUUCAUUUGUGACUAAAAAUGUACCGGGAACCGAAGUUUGGUCAUCGUUAAAUGGUUUUCUAUCGGUAAUUUGUAUUUACAUAUACAAAAAGAGUCGACGAUCAAGGUCCAGAAUAUUUACCAACGUCCUCAGCGUCAUUAUUAACUGCGAUCCCUGAAUGACCGCCACCACAACUAUCACCCCAACUCAUACUACUCCUCCUCACUUUCUUGCUCCGUCACUUCACAAGCUACAUUCACUGGCAAACCGCCUUUACUGGAGCCUUUCUACAUGCAUAAAUAUAUAUAUAUGUAUGUAUAACUAUAUACAUAUAUAUAUAUAUUCUUAACGGACCUCAAGGGGUUUGUUGGGCCCCUCUUACCCGCAAGCCGUCCCCUCCCUUCAUUCUAUAUAUCUUCAAAGGUUUUUUUACCCGCAAAAUUUUUACCCCUCAAAAGUUCUACACAAGGAAGCAAACUCACAGGGAAAGGAAAUAUCCCUUAAAAAAUUCCAAGGGCAAAAUUGUUAAUAAGUGUAUUUUUUCUUUUACAUGUAUUCUAUUCCUGGAGUUUUUAGCAUUUGUUUGCCCCACUCCCAUCUCGGAAAAUCCCUCGAAUGAGGGAGAACAAGAAAAAAAAAGGACUCAUCAGAAGAGGGACAUAGCAUUUUUCUUUUUCCUUUCUAGCAGUGUAAUUUAAACGUAUUCGUAUCCCCCACCAUUCUCUGUGACCACCACCACUUUACUGAUCGUCGGUUAUCGUACAGCCAAGACCUUCACUCUUAAAACGGACGGACACUUGCCAAACUUGUCGCUAACCGACCACCACUCUACAAAACUCUACUCUUACCACUACAACUACAACUACUAACAACAACAACAUCCCGCACGACCACCACUACUACCAUCAUCAUUGAAGUCUUUCAGGCCAAAACUCAUCUGUGAUGUCUGCCAGUGUAGAUCAGAGAGCAAAAGGUCAAGCAAAUCAAGUGGCCAAUGGCUCAGCAAAAGAAGUAAAAAACGAGGACUUCGAUCAUUAUUUGCAUCAACCUCAGCAAGACUCAGCUUAUCUGCGAAGUUGUCUCCAGUCUAACCAGCAUUCAAAUGGGCCAAAUCUGGCUGUGAUCAACCCAGUGGCACUUGUUCAAACCAGCCAUAGCCAGGGAGGAUAUGGAACAGGUCCCAUGUCAAGUCCAGGAGUCUCGGAUCAAUUUCUACCAAGCUACUACAACCAACCAAUCUCCUUCCCUUAUUUGGGACAAGGGGUUGGUGAUGCAACAUGGUCAAGUGGAAGAGAUGCCAACGUGUUCCCCCUUGGGGGCUAUGACUACAGCAGCGUCUUUAGUGGAUUUGGAUAUGCCCAAUUUGGUUGGGAUUACAAUGGCAGCGACUAUUGGAAUAAUGCCACCCGCAAGGAUUACUAUGGCACUGAUAUGAUUUCUUCUGAUGGCUAUGGGCCAAUGAAUGGAGAGCAAGAUCGUGACACUGUGAACAGUGUUGAGCAGGGGCUGAAGGGCAUGAGCAUUACUGGAGAAAAGAAGUUGUCAGAUGGUGUUGGAAAUGAUUCUGUGCAGGCCGGUGUGAUUGACGGAUCUAUUCAAGUCGGUCCACCUGGUUCGGCUGGGCCAUCUCCACCACAGGGGCCAAAGAAAACCUCUUGGGCCGCUGUAGCUAGCCAGCCAGCUCGGCCUCAGCCGCAGAUUAAGGCACGCACUAUGCCCCGUGCUCCCAUGACACCAAAGAGUAUGGACAUUGGUACUUGGGAUAACAAAAACAAUAACAACAGCAAGCAGGCGAAUCAAGGGAGACAAGUAUGGAGUGCACCUCGUCGUACUAUGGCAGCUUAUAACAAUGCUCCAUCAGGAAACUCAAGUCCACCUUCAGCUAAUGUUGGUAAUGCAGGAUCUUUGAAUGGACCUCCAUCUUCUCCUAGUUUACCUCACCCAGUUUUGGAAAAGCUGCGAUCUGUUAAUCAAUAUAAUCCAAAAGAUUUCAAUCUGAAUCCAAAAGGGGCUCGCUUUUUUAUCAUAAAAAGUUACUCUGAGGAUGACAUUCACCGAUCAAUAAAAUAUAAUAUUUGGUGCAGCACUGAGCAUGGUAAUAAGAGACUGGAUGGGGCUUACAGAGAAAGAGAGGGCAAGGGUCCUGUAUACCUUUUCUAUAGUGUCAAUGGUAGUGGACAUUUCUGUGGUAUGGCCCAGAUGAUGUCACCUGUGGACUAUUCCACCAACAGUGGAGUAUGGGCCCAAGACAAAUGGAAAGGUCAGUUUGAAGUGAAAUGGAUUUAUGUGAAGGAUGUGCCAAAUAGUCAAUUGCGACACAUUCGCUUGGAAAACAAUGAGAAUAAGCCAGUCACCAACUCAAGGGACACUCAAGAAGUACCACCAGAAAAGGGUAAGCAGGUGCUGAAAAUCCUGCACAAUUUUCGGCACUCAACGUCCAUCUUUGAUGAUUUCGGACAUUAUGAGAAACGACAGGAGGAAGAUCUUACCAAAAAGGAGCCUGUAGCACCUUUGAAGUCAGAAGUUCCAAUGAAGAAGAAUAAUCGCCCUGAAAGGCGAGCAGCGGUCUCUACCAAUCAGCGGCAGAAAGAUUCUCAAGUAGAUUAGGCUUGAACCUAUAUCCACUAAGUCGAAAUGAGGGAGGAAAAGAAAAUAACACUUGCACACACACCCACAGACAUAUAUAUAUAUACAUACAUAUACACACUCCAAUACAUUGUACUGCAGUCAUGCUCAGAUUGACAAUACACGAACAUGUGCACACACAGAAAAAAGAAAUUUUUUUAAAGGAAACAUUCGUAAAAUACAUGAUUGCUCAGACAUAUCACAUCCAUACACGCACGCAACAAACAACAACAAACACAUGCACCAACAUAUAUAUGGACUCACUAAAUAAAUUCCUUCUCUCUAAAACAGACGUUUAACAAAAAGAAACAUUUACUGACUUUAUCAUAUCUAGGGAAAAAACUACAACAUUGAAAUUGGAAUAAUGGAAGAGGCAGUUUCCACACGUUGUCUAUGAUUAAUGGAAAAAAAAACAACAAGAAAGAAAAAAUAACUAAAACAAAAAAGGCUGUUUGAUUGCUCUUUAGGGGUUAUGGGGGUAGUGAUCUAAAAACUUAUAUCUCUGUAUAUUAUAUAUAUAAUAUAUCUACAUAUAUAUAUGUAUAUAUAUAUAUAUGUAUAUAUAUACAUAUGUAUAUAUAUAUAUACAUAUAUAUAUAUAUAUAUACAUUAUAUAUUUGAAGGAUUUUCAAAUUAACAAUCUCAACAAGCGGAAAAAGGGGAAGAUGAUAUAUUGAUAGGACUGAAAGGGUGGGUGGGGGACUUAAAAAAAAUUUAAGCUAAAAGUUAAAAAAAGAUAUUAAAUAAAAGGAUAACAUUUUUAAGUGCAACAAAAGCUAGAACUUUGAAAUUCAUAGUGACUCUAAUUUCUUUGGCUGGAACGCAGCAACGUACUUGCCAACUUAUCUAUGUGUACGACAGUGGCUGGCUAUCUGUCCGUUUGCUGGAGGAGAUAGAUAAGUUUCAUAGGUUGGUAUUAUUGAAAAUUUUUAAUGAUAUCUUCCUGGGGUAUCCUCGAAAUGCUGCUCUUCUCUUAAACCCUCUCCUUUAAAAAAAUAAGAAAAGAAAAGAAAAUUUCACAAAAAAAAUAAUAAAAUCCGUUUUUUUUUUUUUUGGUUGCCAGUAAAAAAAAAAUGAAUAAUUAAUAAUAAUAAAGAUUUUAGUACCUCCAGGAAUUAUUUUUGUUCUUGGAGACUGUUAACAGUAAUGAUAUAAAAAGAAAGAAAAAAAAAAUCAGUUUUAAAUAUUUCAGAGGAAAAAAAAAAUAUAAAGACACAAACAUAUUAAAAAAAUGACUUUAAAAAAUUUAACAAUUACUAUUACAAACUGGAAUUAAAGGUAAGAAAAUUUAUGGACAUUAUAAGAAAUUAUGUUUAAAGAGAAGAAAAAAUGGCAAAAAAAAAACAUCGAGAGCAGCUGUAAUGGAGGAAGAGGAUUCCACAGUGUUCGCCAAAUGGCAGCCUCUUUCAAUAAAACCUACAACAGCAUGUAUUUGCAGUUCUUACUUGGUAAUCUGA
This is a messenger RNA of Octopus sinensis (East Asian common octopus), 4119 nucleotides long. Its product is annotated as YTH domain-containing family protein 1. Gene Ontology annotation, cellular component: cytoplasm. Bases 980 to 2644 code for a protein of 554 amino acids. Gene Ontology annotation, biological process: mRNA destabilization. Gene Ontology annotation, molecular function: mRNA binding; N6-methyladenosine-containing RNA reader activity. The record is from RefSeq and is a predicted model, not a curated record. The transcript is spliced from 9 exons. NCBI's taxonomy places the organism in Eukaryota, Metazoa, Mollusca, Cephalopoda, Octopoda, Octopodidae.